Messenger RNA from Arxiozyma heterogenica, 558 nucleotides. It is a transcript of the gene RSM18, whose product is annotated as mitochondrial 37S ribosomal protein bS18m RSM18. Gene Ontology annotation, biological process: mitochondrial translation. Gene Ontology annotation, cellular component: mitochondrial small ribosomal subunit; ribosome. The record is from RefSeq and is a predicted model, not a curated record. NCBI's taxonomy places the organism in Eukaryota, Fungi, Ascomycota, Saccharomycetes, Saccharomycetales, Saccharomycetaceae. The transcript has a single exon. Bases 1 to 558 code for a protein of 185 amino acids. Gene Ontology annotation, molecular function: small ribosomal subunit rRNA binding; structural constituent of ribosome.
AUGUUGAUUGUCCGUAAUAUCACUAAAACGACUAUACGCUUUAAUGUAAGAUAUUUCUAUUCAAGUGGAAAACUUCAAAACUUUAGUUUCCCUCCAAACCGUAGCACUAAUGCUAAGAAGGGUAGCAGGAGUGGUAAUGGAAUGUUUUUAUCAUUAGAUUUAACAGAGCCAGUUACUCGUAAGGAUUCUGUUGAACGUCUGGGGAAAGAUAUGAAGGGUAAUAGUAGCACUAGUAGUGAUAACAUAAAAGUGGUCGAACCAAGAUUUUUGAAACAAUUCAGUACAGAAUCUAUAUAUGAUCCAUUUGAUUUUUCUUUAGCAAGAAUCAAUUUAGAUAGAAAGUUUGGUGAGAAUAAAAAGCCGCUGAAUAAGAUCAAUCCAUUGGAUUUAUAUUUAUACCCUGAAAUAUUGUCCAAAUAUGUUUCAUCUACAGGCAGAAUUUUACAUAGGGAUGUGACAGGUUUAUCUCCAAAGGACCAAAGAUUAAUAUCCAAGGCUAUUAGACGUUGUCAAGCUAUUGGGUUAAUGUCUAAAACGUCAAAUAAUUAUAAUAGAUGA